AUGACAUCAUCUGCUCAAUACAUCAAUACAGCUACUGCCAACACAUAUUAUCAAAUGUCAUAUCCUCCAAACGCGCAACAACAUGUGGUAUACAGGUACAACCCUUACCAACAACCGCAACCACAACAUAUACAGCAUGUCCAAACUAGUAUUCCACAGCACCAACCAAUAUAUUAUAGUACAUCAGGUAGCGGAUAUGUUUCCGCUGUAUAUCAACAGGGGUCAAGCACACCAGUUACUGCCAGUAGAAUGAGCCAAAGCAGUGCUAGUGGUAAUGCGGCUGUGGGGAAUGGGAGCACAGUUAUUACCCAAGGGUCUGGCUUAGUAUCAACUACACCUCAAUAUACAACCUCCACCUCAAUUAAUGCUCUAAAUCAAGCACACCACGUUUACCCAUAUCGCUCUUCUCCAACCUAUCCUACAAUAAUACCGGCUGGCCAGAUAGGCAGCGGAUCAAGACAUAACUCUGCAUCGGAGAUAAGAUCAUCCAUAGUGGGACAUCAACAACCAACACAUUUAACCAUCGCUGCUAUCCCAGACUCCCAACAACAUCAUUCUCUGCGGGUACUUUCAUCUGCAGUCGCUGGAGAUGGUAAGGGUCCAAGAAUAAUAACUACUAUAUGGGAAGAUGAGAACACACUUUGCUAUCAAGUAGAGGCUAAUGGCGUGUCGGUGGUUCGUAGAGCGGACAAUGACAUGAUUAACGGAACUAAGCUACUUAAUGUUACUAAGAUGACCAGAGGUAAAAGAGACGGUAUACUUAGAAGUGAAAAGUAUAGAAAGGUGGUAAAGAUAGGCUCUAUGCAUUUAAAAGGUGUCUGGAUUCCCUUCGAGAGGGCACUAUUCAUUGCCAAGAGAGAAAAAAUAGUCGACCUAUUGUAUCCUCUUUUCGUGAGAGAUAUCACAAGCGUCCUAAAAACCUCAUUAAAACCAUCUAGUCUAGUCAUUCCUAUGCAAGAUAAUACAACUGUAACAUCCAAGAUUUAUCAACUUCCGGCAAGCAAUCACGUAAUAAGUAAUGCUACACAAUCUUCUUCUGUACAUGAUGGGUACCACUCUCCAACUUCUCAUGUUAGAAUGAUACCGAAAAUCGAGGAACAGCAACACUCGCCAACUUCUACAUCUCAUCAAUAUGUUAGACUUCCAACUAUCAUUAAAAGAGAAGAUGAAGAAAGACCAAUACUGAAAUCAUCAUCAUCAACACCUCCAUUAAUCAAGUCUGAAGAUAACGAUUCUAGCUGGGAUUCUAGAAGAGCUUCAAAAUCAGAUGUAACAAAGAUUUCCUCUCUUAUUAACUCCUCCACGUAA
This is a messenger RNA of Nakaseomyces glabratus, 1308 nucleotides long. RefSeq names its product Phd1p (gene PHD1). Gene Ontology annotation, cellular component: nucleus. The record is from RefSeq and is a predicted model, not a curated record. Gene Ontology annotation, molecular function: DNA-binding transcription factor activity; sequence-specific DNA binding. Gene Ontology annotation, biological process: positive regulation of transcription by RNA polymerase II. Lineage: Eukaryota; Fungi; Ascomycota; Saccharomycetes; Saccharomycetales; Saccharomycetaceae.